Messenger RNA from Leguminivora glycinivorella, 2881 nucleotides. RefSeq names its product periodic tryptophan protein 2 homolog. The transcript has 20 exons. The coding region runs from base 124 to 2862 and encodes 912 amino acids. Gene Ontology annotation, cellular component: Pwp2p-containing subcomplex of 90S preribosome; small-subunit processome. The record is from RefSeq and is a predicted model, not a curated record. Gene Ontology annotation, molecular function: protein binding. Lineage: Eukaryota; Metazoa; Arthropoda; Insecta; Lepidoptera; Tortricidae. Gene Ontology annotation, biological process: ribosomal small subunit assembly; maturation of SSU-rRNA from tricistronic rRNA transcript (SSU-rRNA, 5.8S rRNA, LSU-rRNA).
ACUGUCAACACUGACAGAUGACAGCUCAAAAACAUUGAAUAGAACAUGCUGCUUUUGCCGCAUUUUAGCAAAACUUAUGAUUAAAUGUUUAUUUAAUAACACAGAAAAUAUAUCGAAUACGAAAUGAAAUUUAAUUACAAGUUUCAAAACCUUCUGGGCACGGUGUACCGGCGCGGCGACAUCCUUUUCAUGAACAAUGGCAACUGUGUUGUCAGCCCAGUGGGAAACAAAAUAACUAUAUACAACCUUGUACAAAAUAAAAGUGUGACCCUGCCCGUAGAGAGUCACUACAACUACACAGCAUUAGAUGUUUCUCCCAAUGGUGCUAUAUUGUUGGCAGUUAAUGAACAGGGUGAAGCACAAAUGAUAAGUCUUCAAACCUGCAAUGUGGUACAAAGAUACAAGUUUAAGCAAGAAGUUGCCGCAGUGCGGUUCAGCCCGGACGGGAAGUACUUUGCUGCUUGUUGUGCUGACACUGUGUUCAUCAUGACGGCCCCUUGCCACUUCACCGGCGAGUUCCGUUCGUUCGUGAUGAAGCGAGUAUUCCGGCACGCCCGGGACGACGUGACGUGUCUCGACUGGUCGGCGUGUUCUCGCCUUCUCGCCGUCGGCUCCAAAGAUACCUCUACUAAAAUAUACACUGUGGAUUACUUGGAUAAUCUGAAUAUGUACUCAAUGGGCGGACAUACAGACAAGAUAGUGGGUGUGUUUUUCGAAAAGAAAAGCCUGGACCUAAUAACAGUGAGUCGCAACGGCCAAGUGUGCCUCUGGGAGGCGAAUAUAGACAUGGAUGACCUCCACACCUCCGAUGUACAGAUCUCGCAUACGAAGAGAAGGAAGUUGGAGGAUAGCGACGGAGAGGAUGACGUGGACCGGGAGAAGAUUGUUGAGAAAGAUGACAAGGACCAGGAAAGCGACAAAGACGAAGAAAUGGAAGAGAAGGCAAAGAGCAACACAUAUGAAAAGCGGCUGCUAUACAAGAAGCUAGGCCGGCACUACAUCGGGGACGCCAUCCGCAGCGCGCACCACAAAGUCAAGCUCUCCGCCGCACAAUACCACAAGGAGAACAAACUGCUCGUCACAGGUUUCACAAACGGCGUGUUCUUCCUCCACGAGAUGCCAGACCUGAUCCACACGCUCAGCAUAUCGGAGCACAGAAUAAGCAGCGUGGCCAUCUCUACACCUGGCGACUGGGUCGCUAACAUCGGCCAGCUGCUCGUCUGGGAGUGGCAGAGUGAACAAUACGUGAUGAAGCAGCAAGGACACUCCUUGGACAUGACCUGUCUCGCUUACUCUCCCGACGGCCUGUACAUAGUCACUGGCGGUUAUGAUGGAAAGGUAAAAGUAUGGAACACAACAACCGGGUUCUGUUUCGUCACGUUCAGUGAGCACACGUCGUCGGUGACGGGCAUCGUGUUCAGCGCCAACAAGAAGUUCUUCGUGUCGAGCUCGCUCGACGGCACCGUACGCUGUUACGACCUCACCAGAUACCGAAAUUUCCGCACACUGACGUCUCCUAGUCUUGUGCAGUUCAGCUGCGUUGCGUUGGACUCGAGUGGCGAGUUGUGCGCGGCCGGCGGUCAAGAUGUCUUCGAGAUAUUCCUGUGGUCGGUCAAGUUUGGGAAACUGUUAGACGUACUAGGAGGCCACGAGGCCCCCGUGUCGAGUCUGGCCUUCAACCCGGCGCUGGCCAGCUCCCGGCUCGCGUCGGCCAGCUGGGACAAGACCGUGCGCCUCUGGAACUGCAUAGAGAACAGCUCCGACAGCGAAACUAUACAGAUGACUUCUGAUGCACUACAAGUGGUGUUCAGACCUGACGGGGAACAGAUAGCGGUAUCAACGCUCGACGGCAACAUCACGUUCUUCGACGCGACGACUUGCGAGCAGACGGGCAGCGUCGAGGGCCGCGUGGACCUGGCGUCCGGCCGCGGCGACCGCGACCUGGUCACACCGCAGCAAAUGCUGAAAACCAAGGCGUUCACAACAAUCUGCUAUUCCGCGGACGGUUCCUGCGUCCUCGGUGCGGGCAACGCGAAGUACGUGUGUCUCUACAGCGUGAAGGAAUCCAUCCUCAUUAGGAAGUUUACCAUCACGCAGAACAGAUCACUGGAUGCGAUCAAUGAUUAUAUCAACCGGCGCCACCUGACAGAGUUCGGCAACAUGGCGCUGGUGGAAGAUCGGACGCAGCUCGAAGGAGGCGAUGUUAACAUCCGACUGCCGGGCGUCAAAGAGGGCGACAUGGCCGACAGAAACGUCAAACCCGAGGUGCGCGUCCACUGCCUGCGAUUCUCGCCUACUGGCGAGAGUUUUGCCUGCGCGGCCACUGAGGGCUUGUUCCUGUAUAGUCAGAAUGCCGGCAUUGACGGAACUUUCAGGCCAUACCGGUUAGAAGCGGACUCGACGCCCGGCGCCGUGAAGCAGAAGCUGUGCGAGCGCUCGUGGGGCGCGGCGCUCGCGGGCGCGCUGCAGCUCAACGAGCACGGCCUCCUCCGCGAGUGUGUGGAGGCCGUGCCCGCCAGCGACAUCGAACUGACAGUGACGUCACUGGACGAGGACUACGCACACCGCCUCACUACCUCAAUAGCGCGCCUCAUCGAAGAGAGUCCACAUCUGGAACACCUCUUAAUAUGGACCAAGUGUAUCCUGACCGACAAGAGCAAAUUCCCGCAGAGCGCACUACUGGCUCUUGAGAAGGCGCUGACUGUCAAAUACUCUCAACUGAGCAAAAUAUGUGACUUCAACAAAUACACAAUCCGCUGCAUAAAAACCGUAGGCGAGAUCACCGCUAAACAAGAGGCUGAGAUGGAGGUUGAUAACGAAGAUAACUCAAGCGGCCGCGGGUCGCUCUCUGAUUCUGAUUAGUAAUACAUACGUUUUUAUA